GUCACGUGACGCUGCCGGACCUGCGCAUGCGUGUAGUGUAUUAGGCGAAGUGGAGUGAAACAUUUUCACGGUGCAAUGUUCCUGCGCAGAGUUAUACAGAGCCGAGGCUUCUCGUCGCCAUUUGUGUAUAAUUUACAGCGACGUGCUAUAACAGUCCAGAAACUCUGUCUGUCUUCACACAAUGAUGAAGUUCACCUGGCGGAGGAAGCCAGCAAGAAGUAUGGAAGUCCUGCUCCGACUAUAUUUUCCAAAAUUCUUGACAAAACUAUUCCUGCAGACAUAAUUUAUGAAGACAACAAGUGUUUGGCAUUUCGGGACAUCAGUCCCCAGGCUCCUGUGCAUUUCCUGGUUAUUCCCAGAACCCCUAUCCCAAGGAUAAGUGAAGCUCAUGACGACGAUACACCGCUCCUUGGGCAUCUCUUGAUAGUAGCAAAAAAACUGGCAAAGAAAGAAGGAUUAACUGAGGGAUACAGAUUGGUCAUCAAUGAUGGGAAACAUGGGGCUCAGUCUGUGUAUCACCUGCACCUUCAUGUCCUUGGAGGGCGACAGAUGCAGUGGCCUCCAGGAUAGAUGAACACACCAUCCACUAGUGUUUAAUCAUGAAGAGAAUAUAUAUUCAAUUUAAAUAUAUAGCUAGUUACAGCAUAUAUUUAAAAUAAUAAAAAUAAUAGAAAUUAUAGAUGAAGAAUGUGGAAAGCAAUAAGGUUUUUUUUUUUUUUCCUGAAAAACAAAGAGAAAUUGACCAACAUAACACAGUAAUAAUAAAGUAAAUAAUUUUUUUAAAA
Pangasianodon hypophthalmus (striped catfish) is the source of this 785-nucleotide messenger RNA. It is a transcript of the gene hint2, whose product is annotated as histidine triad nucleotide binding protein 2. The record is from RefSeq and is a predicted model, not a curated record. The transcript is spliced from 5 exons. The coding region runs from base 76 to 570 and encodes 164 amino acids. Lineage: Eukaryota; Metazoa; Chordata; Actinopteri; Siluriformes; Pangasiidae. Gene Ontology annotation, cellular component: mitochondrion; cytoplasm. Gene Ontology annotation, molecular function: hydrolase activity.